ACCACCUGCGAGCGGAUCCACGCGCGCCGCCAUUGUUUUCCGCACCGCGCUCGGGUCGCUUGCUUCUUCGCCGCCCCCCUCGUCCGUCGCCGCCCGCCGUCGUCGUCUUCGCCGUCCUCAGUCGUCGGGCGCCAGUGCUGCUCGUGUCGCCCUCCGCAAGGCCAGCUGCCGAGGGGUCUUAGAGGGGACUGACGGGGACUUAGCCGCGCGCAUCAACCGUGUCAUCAGAGGAAGGGAAGCCAAAGCCACCUGCCACCCAUCGGGACAAUAAACUCGUCACGAGAACCCGAAGUUUGUAAACAAGUCAUUAUCAAGAGCUCUCCCUCUCUCCCUCUCUCCCUCUCUCCCUCUCCCUCUCCAGCGGACGCGAGGGAGCCGCCCUUUCGCGGUCCGCCCGGCGCUUCUUGGCUGCACCAACCGACCCGCCACCCACGCCCGGAGGAGGUCACGGAGCCGCUGCAUUUCCUCCGCGUCUCAGUCUCGCCAGUGCUUGUCUGAAGCCUGAGCUCUUGUCGCAGGCUAGCUCAUUCGCACGCGCCCGCACGCACGCCCAGACGCCACCCACGGAGAGACCCAGGACGCCCCUCUUGGACUACCCGCUCUUUGAUCAACAAGGCGCUUCCUCCUUCCGCCGAGAUGGAAACGGCUAAGGAAAACAGAUCGGACACGAUCCCCGUCUUCUUCCCCUCCAUUGCCCCCCACCUGCGCGAGUCCGCCGUCCUCAAGAUGCUGCACGAGGAAGAACCCACAGGUAAAGUGCGCGGCUCUCAGUGGCCUCCCGCAGACAGCGCCAUCGGCCACAAACCGUCCAGCUUCUUCACCAAAGUGUCGCGGGGUCAAGGAGGACGCCCUGUGGAGUGGCCGCCCCGCCCAUCCCAAGAGGAGAACAAACAGGUAUCUUCGUCUGAGUCUAACGACGCUCCUGCACCGCCCGUGCCGCCUAGACCAGCUAACUAUCCGCAGGCCACCAUGGAUCCCUCUCAGCAACAGCAGAUGGUGUCUCAGCAGCAGCAAGUGCAACAGCAGCAGCAGCAGCAGCAUCGGCAGCAGAACGAAAAUGCCCCGAACAUGACGACGACCUACCCCUCCGGCUUCAAGCUGAGGGAGCGAGCGCCCGUCGAGCAGGCUCCGGCUAGGGUUGUGACGUCACAGCCAGCGUUCAAGAUGACCCAGCCAAUCAGGAAGUCAGGAGACAGCAAGUGGCCUCCGAAGGGAAACAUGGAACCCACACAGCAAGAGGUCCGUGAGUUCAUCAAACCCAGGAAGUCGAACAAGGAUUACUCCGAAUUCUUCGCCCAGAACGCCCUGCCCCACAACUAUGCCGCCUACCGCCCCGCCCAGGCACCCCAGCACCCGGUCUGCUCGAGGAGGGCGUGAGCAACAUGUAGGCGGCGAGAAAUGCCCUUUCGCAAGCCACUGAGAAUACGAGUACACAGAUGUAAACAUGGCCGUGUCGAGUGGCUACGAGAGAUGUAAAACGAAACAGACAAGUAUGGAAGGGAUUGGUGUAUGCCUAGGACUCGUGGAAACAAACAAAUAAACAAUAAAUAAGCUCUAAUUAUACAGGCUAGGGUACAUGUAAACAAACAAUAAACAGGCUCUAAUUAUACAGGUUAGGGUACAUGUAAACAAACAAUAAACAAGUUCUAAUCAUGAAGCAUAAGGGUACAUGUAAACAGUUAUAAAUGUCCACAUGGAGUGGCCGAGAUACAUGUAAACAUACAAACAAUAUAACAAAUAACGACCUUGGUAAAUACGUAUAAUUAAUGAAAGGAAACAAUAAACAUGCUCUAAGACACAGGUAAACAAAAGCUAUUGCCCGAGUCCUAGGAUGUGCCUACAAACAAACAAACAAACAAACACAGGAUUCGUUUCCAGUAGAAAAGCAACAACAAUGUAAA
Messenger RNA from Penaeus vannamei (Pacific white shrimp), 1901 nucleotides. The record is from RefSeq and is a predicted model, not a curated record. Lineage: Eukaryota; Metazoa; Arthropoda; Malacostraca; Decapoda; Penaeidae.